Messenger RNA from Drosophila guanche, 794 nucleotides. It is a transcript of the gene Sgt1, whose product is annotated as protein SGT1 homolog. The record is from RefSeq and is a predicted model, not a curated record. Bases 72 to 617 code for a protein of 181 amino acids. NCBI's taxonomy places the organism in Eukaryota, Metazoa, Arthropoda, Insecta, Diptera, Drosophilidae. Gene Ontology annotation, molecular function: protein-folding chaperone binding. The transcript has a single exon. Gene Ontology annotation, biological process: protein stabilization.
CCUCAAAAACCUAAAAAAAAGUCUACAAUUUGGAAACAAAAAAAUAGUAAAUUUACGAAAACUCGAACAACAUGUCUGUGCGGCACGACUGGUACCAGUCCGAGACCAAGGUGGUCAUCACUGUUCUGCUGAAGAACGCCAUAGAGAAGAACUACGCUGUCAAGAUCGAGUCAAAGAAACUUCACAUGACCGCAGAUGAUUACGAGCUGGAGAUCCCACUGCUGCAUCCCGUUGUCGUGGAGCGGUGCUCCCACAAGGCGUUCCAGACCAAGGUCGAAAUAACUCUGGCCAAGGAGACGGGCGUACGCUGGGAGACCCUCGAGGAGAAGGCGGCUCCCGUGGAAGUGGCAUUGCCAAAACUGCAGACCAAAAACUGGGACCAACUGGUCAGUGAGGAGGAAAAGAUCGAAGAGAAGGAGGCCCAAGGCGAAGCCGCUCUAAACAAUCUAUUCAAGCGGAUUUACAGCACUUCCUCGCCCGAGGUGCAAAAGGCCAUGAACAAAUCUUUCUCAGAGUCCGGAGGUACUGUGCUUAGCACCAACUGGAACGAAGUGGGCAAGGAGAAGGUGAUUGUGCGGCCUCCCAAUGGAACCGAAUUCCGCGAAUGGGAGAAGUAGGCCUAAUCAACGGGCUAGUUAAACACACACACAGACACCAAGACCCACACACACAUUAAUUUAUAUGAGAAUUUAGAGACGCAACUGUAAACAUUUGUCCCCCAACCAAGGACGGCACGCGAUGGGCCGGAAAACAAACCAUAUUAACGAUAUUAACAUAAAUUAACAAUAGUUAUA